Molecule: messenger RNA, 2614 nt
Organism: Umbelopsis ramanniana AG
Lineage: Eukaryota; Fungi; Mucoromycota; Umbelopsidomycetes; Umbelopsidales; Umbelopsidaceae
Exons: 7
Coding region: 20-2455 (811 amino acids)
Biological process (GO): cytoplasmic microtubule organization; mitotic cell cycle; spindle assembly
Cellular component (GO): gamma-tubulin complex; equatorial microtubule organizing center; centrosome
Molecular function (GO): gamma-tubulin binding; microtubule minus-end binding
Source: RefSeq, a predicted model, not a curated record
AGUUGUUGAAGGAGUUGGAAUGCAAGCUUUUUCAGACCCGUGCACCCUUGGUAAGUAUGGAGAUCCGAUGAGGUUCAAGGUAGUGUAUAAUGCUGACAGUAUAUUUAUAGCACCAUCACUUAAUGAGCUGCGACUUCGAAGUGAUGACAUACGGUCAGUUACAGCUGAUCCGGAAGGGUACAUUGAUGAGCGGGAUGCCAUACGAGAGGUCUUGUUUAUGAUACAAGGCUAUCCUGGAGUUUUGUUUCAAAUGGUUGAACCACAUAGCGCAAGUCUUGAGGAAGACGAUGCGCCAACCUUGCAGACAAAAGAUAGCUUGACGUUUAAGGUCAAAACUGAAGUUGCUAUUCCGCACAUGAGUAUACUAACUCUCAAUAACCUGUUAACAAGAUUCUGUGAAUACGGCAAUUCCAUCAACAGACUCCGUUACCUUAACACAACUGUCUGCCUUUCGCCUCCUACUCGUUUCGGUCAAACCUGUCAAGCGUUCGCUUCACAUUUAGAUCGUCUACUGACCGAUCUGCAACAUAAAUUAUCCGACCUGCAGAUAGAGUAUUCCAAUCGAGAUACGAGUGAGGAAGGACCAUCGCUUCUAAAGCUGUAUCAGACAAUGGAAGACGACUUGGAAUUUUACCACAGCCUCAACGCCAUACAGAGCGGAAUACCUGGCUUAGGCGACGCACUUUACUAUCAUCCAAACCAGCAAGACGAACUUCCAGCGAUCGAGUCUAUCACCAUUACAGUGUCGUUGCUCAACAGUCUGUUUCAUCAUCUCGAUAUCGCACAGUCGUCAAAUCACCCCUCCUUCAACAAGCUCAAAGUAGUGUUUCUUUCUACCAUAGUACCAUACGGUAUCCUGAUGGACGAUUGGAUAUUUGAAGGCUCAUUGGCAGGGGAUGUCGCAUCCGAGUUCUUCGUCCAGCGAAAUACUCAAAUCAAUGCCAAUUCAUCUAGAUACUGGAGACAUGGAUUCCAAAUACGUAUUACGGAAAACGCAUCUCCAUACCCAGACUGCUUGCAUGCCUUCGUUCCGAGGCUGAUAUUUGCCGGCAAAGCGGUCAACUUUAUGAUCAGAAUGGAUAUUUCAGAGACUGAAUUUGCUGUUGAUUCUCAUAUUGACGGAUUCAGCACACAACUGCGCAAAGCAGAACAGAAGAACGAGAGCAAAAAAGAGGAAAGGGCAGCAAGACUUAAAAUGUCACCGAGUGACAAAUUGCUGGAAUCGCAUAUACCGUCUACAGCCACUAGCCGCUUAAAGCAAAAUUCAUACAGUGCUGCUGCCAAGGAUUCGGCAAACGUGUCAAAGGAUGUACAGAUGCAAGACUUGUUUCGACAUUCCUUUGCCGUCACCUUGGAAGAAUAUGUUGAGCCUCAGUACCAGCGUUUGGCGACAUUGUUGAUGCAAUCGCUGAACAAAGAAGCUCACUUGAGAAGACACCUUCAAUCUCUUGCAAACGUUUUUCUGAUGAUUGAAGGAGAUGUAAUGAACCGAUUUGCGGAAUCUGUCUUCAUCCAGAUGGACGAAGGGAAGCCUUGGUAUGAUGACCGUACCAUUAACGCCUUGUUCUUGGAAGCGUGUCGAGAUGACAAGCAUAUUUUGGCAGAAAAUGUACACAUCGAAGUCAAUUUGAACCGGAUAGGCGUGCGACUAUCCACGCUAGCUACCGCAUCACAGACAUUACCAUUGAACUCUUUGACUAUUAUAGAGUCCAUCAUUAUACAUUACCAGCUCCCUAGUCCGGUGAAUAACUUUUUGCGAAGAUCGACCCUACAGGAGUACCGAAAAAUCAGUACCUUCGUACUUCAAAUCAAACGAGCCAAACGACUGAUGGAAAACCUCUCUGUAUUCAAAGGCAGAUUUCAAAACGCCAGAGAGGGCAUCAGUGAGAGCAUGGCCAAAUUUUACUCUGUCAGGUUACGUCUUAUCUGGUUUGUCAACAAUAUCCACAGCUAUAUUCUCACUACAAUCCUUCACUCGGAAACCGUUCAAUUCCAGCGAAAAUUAUCGACGCUAGUGAAUGUAGACGACAUUGUAUUACAACACGACGACUAUGUUAGAAAAAUAGUAGAUCGAUGUCUGUUGAAUGAAAAGACACAGUCAAUCCGAUCUGCUGUCAUACACGUCUUGGAUAUGACCAUACUGCUCUCUAGGUUGUUCAAGAAAUUUGUUCAAGACCCAGCAUCGCGCAACUUUGAUAAUGCUAGUUUGUUAUUGACGAUACCCCCGCGACUGGAUUCAGACGAGGAAGGCGACACAACCUCCAAUGGCAGCGAUGCUUUCGGUGAUGAAGCAGCGGUAGAAAAGGAAUAUUUGAAAUCAUUUGAAAAGGGUCUCAAUAUGAUCGACGAAGAGUACUCUCAGGCAAUGAGAUUUCUCACGACAAGUUUAGAGGUGAUGGCGAAAAGCAGCGGCGUUUCAUGGUUCGAAGUCCUCGCACAGUCUCUAAAUGUCUAAUAGGUUUAAAGCAUAGACCGAACAAACGACGUAGCGAUGCGCACUCCAUAUGGCACAUAGCGUUCCUUUCUUUGGAAAGUUUCGUCAGUGACCGGUUCACAAUAUUUUCUUAAAAGUUCCAGUUCCUGAUGAAUGGCCUUGCGUAAACCAGCAUUUUCC